Molecule: messenger RNA, 1241 nt
Organism: Paramuricea clavata
Lineage: Eukaryota; Metazoa; Cnidaria; Anthozoa; Malacalcyonacea; Plexauridae
Source: the annotation of a GenBank genome assembly
AUGUUUGAUGGUUUUGUAGAUCCAGCAAUCAAGAGACUCUUGGCGAGUUAUUGGUUGGAUUCUUUCGUUACUACGCCGAGCAAUUUAAGUACGUCGAAAAUUCCGAUUCUAUGUAAUAUGUCAGAGAAUUUGUUUCUCGAUUACGUAACCUCAUUUAUAUACUGAGCAACUUUACGAGCAGCUUGUAUCAGUCUGGUUCUGUUACCGUCUUCAACCUUGUAACAAGGUGAUAACAACUUGUUCCAGACUUGUCACAACAACUGGGAACAAGCAGUGCGAACACAUCCUGAUAUCGGCUCGACAACAACCUUAUUACAACUUGUUUGCAAAUAUUUAACAACUUGCUCGUUUUUACGUGUGUAACCAUAUAAGCUGACCACUACCCAGGCACUGCUUGUCCCAAGUUGUCCGCAAGUUUGGGACAAACUGUUAACAACUUGUAACAACCUUGUUGAUAUCAUCAGACUUGUUGUAAGGUUGUUCCAACAAGUCCGAUACAGUCAUGAUAUAACAAUAUUGUAACAACCUUGUGUCAUCAACCUUGUAACAUUCUUGUAUCACGACUGUAUCAGACUUGUUAGAACAACCUUGUGACAAGUCUGAUAAUGCCACCAAGCUUGUUACAAGUUGUUAACAGCUUGUUCCAAACUCGUUACAACAACUUGGAACAAGCAGUGCGAACACAACUUGUCGACAGCUUGUGAACAGAUUUAUAACAACUUGUUUGCAGACCUGUAACAACUUGUGCGUUUUUACGUGUGUAACACGGAGUCAUCAGUGAUAUUGACCUGGAGUAUAUUUCCCACCAUUGUAGCUGGGAGGAUGACGUCAUCAGUGUUAGACAAGGAAGAAAAUAUCCUAAAGGAGCUUCAACAGUUUGGUUCAAAAAAUUUAUUUGUAUCGAAGGCAAGUCAAAAGAAACUUCGUCUAGUUUCACAUUCGCACUUAAUCUAUUGCUAACCAAUCAUGUCAAGCAAAACAACUGCACGUGAUGUUUGCAUGCUGUCAUUCUGUGGUGCUGAUGACUGUCUCAUUUUUAGAACCGUUCGAUUUAAGUUGUGUGACUCGCGCAGUACACACGCAAGAAAAGUUUGAUGCAAUCAAACAAAGAAUUAAAAUCGUAAGUAUGACUACCAUCAUAGUAGUAUAUCAUGUGUUGCACUGUUUUUGUAUAAACUGUAUAAUGACUAUACCAUCAUAGUAGUAUAUCAUGUGUUGCACUGUUUUUGUAUAAACUGUAU